This is a messenger RNA of Rhododendron vialii, 3214 nucleotides long. RefSeq lists its product as uncharacterized. Gene Ontology annotation, molecular function: GTPase activator activity. The coding region runs from base 229 to 3090 and encodes 953 amino acids. Gene Ontology annotation, biological process: positive regulation of GTPase activity. The transcript has 23 exons. Lineage: Eukaryota; Viridiplantae; Streptophyta; Magnoliopsida; Ericales; Ericaceae. The record is from RefSeq and is a predicted model, not a curated record.
CGUAACCCAACGUUUGGGCAAAGCUGUCAUUUAACAACCAAUCGUCCAUCGCGUAGGAAAACAAAGCCGCAUACCCCAACCGUCGUUCUCCUCCUCCCCUCACCGCAGAAACAGAUCUCAGCGGUUAUGUUCGUCGUGAUCAGUCCGUCGAAGCCAACGUAGGUUUUCAGCUUUACCGUCGAUAUCAAAGUCCACCAUCGUCACACUCGAAUCAACGGCAGCUGUUUUAUGGCGUCCUCCAGCAAGAUGAAACGCGCUGUUGAAGACCUAGAUCACGAAGAACAGUUCGAACGAUUUGAUGACUUCACGCUUGCUUCUUCAUGGGAAAGGUUCAUAUCUGAAAUUGAAGCGGUUUGUCGACAAUGGUUGGCUGAUGGAGCAAAAAAUUUGUUGGAAAAGGGUGCUGUGUGUGUAGGUUCUUCGAAGAGCUUGUAUACAGUCAAGUUUGAGUUGAAGUAUGCUGCAAAAAGCUAUUUCAUGGAGUACUACUUUGAAACCAACAAUGAUGGAAAGGUUGCGGACUGGAGUUGCAGUUUGCAUGAUCUGCAAUUGUCUUUUGGGGUGAACGAAUUUCUGGUGAUUGCACCUCAAAGUGCCAGCGGUGUGGUCCUUGAUGCACCAGAGGCUAGCAAGCUUUUAAGUGCAGUUGCCAUUGCAUUGUCAAAUUGUUCAAGUUUGUGGCCAGCAUUUGUUCCAGUACAUGAUCCUUCUCGGAAAGCAUACAUUGGUAUCCAGAAUAUGGGAACAGUUUUUACUAGAAGAUUUGAGGCAGAUCGUAUUGGAAGCCAGGUUCCAGUGAAACUCAUGCAUUUGGAGGGGUUACAUGAAUUAUUUCUUUCGAAAUUUGUCUUCUCCCCGUUGGACUUUUCGAUGCAUCUUUUCAAAGUCCACUUUAGAAUGAAGUUAACCUACAGAACUAUUCCCUAUGAUGAUGACGAUGAACUACAAGGAGCUGACAUUGAAAUUACCGAGUCUGGUGAAAAUCCAGGAGGUGGCAUCCGCAACAAAACACAAUGGGAUGAUGAUUGUCCUUGGAGCGAGUGGUAUUCUUCAGAGGACCCUGUAAAAGGGUUUGAUUUGAUUACCAUAUGGUCAGAGAAGUUAGUUGAAAGUUCUUUGGAAAUGGCUGAACUGGAAAAUGCUUCGGCCCAUGAAGCUGAGAAGUGGUUCAUAUUACCAAAUGUGUCUUCAAAGUUCAUUGAUGGGUCGGUUGGAAAUACAAUUGGAUUUGGUUCACAAUUGGAUCUUUUGGUGACUGCAUUGGAAUUGUCCUUUGGCGCUCAAUUUAUGGAAGAUUUUGUAUCAGUUGAAAACUCAGGAUCUGAUAAUUUGAAGUCUUCAGCAGUCAUACCUCCACCGACUGUUCUUGAUCGUGUCCUCAAGGAUCUCUUUCAUGAUGGUUUGCAGCUCCUCCAUUUCACUGAGGGUGAGCAUAAGAAUUCUCGAGCUAUUAAAGGCGCACCUCUUGAAUCACUGUUUUCUCAGUUCUGUCUGCACUCACUUUGGUUUGGCAAUUGCAAUAUACGUGCAAUUGCUGUGCUCUGGAUAGAAUUUGUUAGAGAAGUUCGUUGGUGUUGGGAAGAGUCACAACCUUUACCUCGAAUGCCAACCAAUGGGGUAAUUGACCUCUCAACGUGCUUGGUCAACCAGAAACUCCACAUGCUUGCAAUAUGCAUUGAGAAGAAGCGCCAACUUAGUAAGAAGUACCAAGAUGGUGAUGAAAACAAAGAUCGUGUUUCUGCUCAAGUUGAGGAAGGUGGUCAAGUAAAGGGAUCCUCAUCUGCUACAAUAGUACAUGGUAACGAUAUCGUCGGGGAACGAGAAAGGUCCUCAGAGUCAGAUGGUUUGCAUCAGCCUGAAACUUCUGUAUCUAGGUUUCAUUCUGAGGCUGAGGAUGUCGUUACAUCUGCUGAAUUAAGGCCUUCAGAUUGUAUCAGGAGAGGGUCAGCUGGUGUUGAGGGCAUGAUGCUACUAAAAUCAUACCGAAACAUGCAUGUUCCACUCACACAGGAUCCACCACUUAUGACAGAAGACAUGCAUGAAGAACGGCUUCGUGCUGUUGAAACCUUUGGUGACUCAAUUAGCUUCUCUGCUCAGUUGGAGAGAGAGAUUUUGUCUUCAGACAUGUCGGCAUUCAAAGCAGCAAAUCCAGAUGCUGUAUUCGAAGAUUUUAUCCGUUGGCAUUCACCUAGAGAUUGGGAGGACGAUAACUUUGGAGAGAGUGGAGAAGUGUCCACAAAUGAGGCAACUGAAGGGUCAAAAAAGGAUUGGCCUCCUCGGGGACGACUUUCAGAGAGAAUGUCUGAGCAUGGGAAUAAGUGGCGAAAAAUUUGGAAUGAUGUACCUGCUUUGCCAGCGUCCGAGCAGAAGCCACUUUUGGAUCCCAAUCGAGAAGGAGAAAAGGUUCUUCAUUACUUGGAAACAUUGCGGCCACACCAGUUGCUGGAACAAAUGGUUUGCACUGCCUUCAGAGCUUCAGCUGACACUUUAAACCAGACUUCUUUUGGUGGCUUAAAGCAGAUGACCACCAAAAUGGGUCAACUUUAUCCUACAAUGGCUUCUACACUGAAGCCUUUGCAAGCAAAUCGUGUCUUCAUCCUCAGUGAGAUAAUUGAAGACCUGAGACGGCUUUGUGUGGUUUUCGAACAUGUUGAAAAGUUACUGACCGUUGCAGCUUCUCUUCAUCGCAAGUUUUUGCAAGUACCACGUCUAUCAGAAGUUAUUUUCAGUGACUACUACAACUUUUACCAACCCAAAAUGGGGUCAGGCUCAGUCGGAGGCAGUGGUGAUAUGGAGUUUGAUAAGAGGCAUCAAGUGAGGAGGCAGGAGAGAGAGGCAGUUGCGAACAUGUUUACUCAACCCACUGCCAACCAGUCAUGGAGGAAGGUUCUAAGCAUGGGCAAUCUUCUGAAUGGCCAUGAACCAGUCCUGAGGGAGAUUAUAUUUGCCGUGUGCGAUCGAAUGAGAGGGAGUUACUAUGCAGCCUCCACGCCUAGAGCUUUCCAGAAAGAAAUAGAAACAUACCGAAUGUAUAUCUGUGGUACCUCAAAUGAUCUCCGGGUAGCACUCUCUGUUGCCUCUUGUGAUUAAUCGCUGGACUUGCCUGUAUUGAAUAAGUAAAGAAUCUGUGGAUUCAUGAAAAUACAUUAGUUGUGCUUGUGUGGAUUUGUUGAGUCAUUCCCACAGAUAAGGUAUGCGGUGGUGUUUACUCUCU